Solea senegalensis (Senegalese sole) is the source of this 2787-nucleotide messenger RNA. RefSeq names its product protein ILRUN-like. Bases 102 to 980 code for a protein of 292 amino acids. Lineage: Eukaryota; Metazoa; Chordata; Actinopteri; Pleuronectiformes; Soleidae. The transcript has 5 exons. Gene Ontology annotation, cellular component: phagophore assembly site. Gene Ontology annotation, biological process: macroautophagy. The record is from RefSeq and is a predicted model, not a curated record. Gene Ontology annotation, molecular function: ubiquitin binding.
CAUGCGCACUCGGCCCUGUUGUUGUUGAGUUUGUUAUGACAAGCCAAGGCCUCGGACUAAAUUAGAAGCGAAGCCCCCGUGUUUGUCCGGGCGAAUCCGCGAUGGAGGGCAUGGACCUGGACCUGGACCUGGACCAGGAGCUCAUGCAGAAAUUCAGCUGCAUGGGCACUACAGAUAAAGACAUCCUGAUAUCGGAGUUUCAGAGGCUACUUGGAUUUCAGCUAAACCCCGCCGGAUGCGCCUUCUUUCUGGACAUGACCAACUGGAAUUUACAGGCAGCCAUAGGAGCCUACUAUGACUUUGAGAGUCCCAACAUUAGCGCACCGUGCAUGUCAUUUGUGAAGGAUGUGACAAUUGGUGAGGGUGAGUCCGUUCCACCUGAUACAUCUUUCACAAAGACCUGGAGGGUACAGAACACAGGUGCAGAGUCAUGGCCUCCUGGGGUUUGUCUGAAGUAUGUUGGAGGUGAUCAGUUUGGUCAUGUAAACAUGGUGAUGGUGAGGUCUUUAGACCCCCAGGAAAUGGCUGAUGUCAGUGUACAGAUGCAGAGCCCUGUUUCUCCUGGCAUGUAUCAGGGUCAGUGGAGAAUGUGCACAGCUACAGGACUUUACUAUGGAGAUGUAAUCUGGGUGAUCCUGAGUGUGGAGGUUGGAGGCCUCCUUGGCGUCACACAGCAGCUUUCUUCUUUCCAAGCUGAGUUCAACACCCAGCCUCACCGCAGCCUGGAAGGAGACUACAACCCAUUUGCCUCACCAGAGAAAAGCAAGUGCCCCAACAGCAACAACAAUGGCCUCCAUGACGACAGCGGUCAUAGGGUUGCAGAGGAACAUUGGCAGGGAAGCCCAAACCAGCUACAGCAAGAUCAGAAUGGACUGUCACACAACUCUGUGGAUAUAGUAGCAAACAGUCUACAAAGCAAUCUCUCACUAGUCUCUUAUAACCAGGGUAUACAGGAGUCCUAUCCUUUUGGGCACUCUUAGGUCAUGGGACUUGUCAUAGUACAGCAGCACCAAACUGGACUUCUGGAGUCUGUCACACCCUGAAGAGGCAGUAGCUGUGGGAGAGCACGGAGAUCCAAAAAAGACUUUAUGCAAAUUCCAGCAGCUCUCUGAGAAACCAGAGGUCAACGCUCCCAACGUGCAGCUUGACUAACAUCCCACUCCCACUGUAUGCACGUGUGAAUGCUAAGUUAAAAUGAGUGCUAUGAGUCUUUUGAGUGACAAUUUAUUUUCUAAUUUUUUUUUCAGUUGUCAGAGUGAAUAUGAAACAAUUAUGACAGUUGGGUGUACUUGUGAAACUUACUGUGUGCGUGUGUGUGUGUGUGUGUGUGUGUGUGUGCGCGCGCAUUGUGCACCUGAAAGAAUUUGGAGGAAAAGCCAUUUUGUUUUGCCAACUGAUUCUCUCUGAUUCUCAAUGUAUUGAUUAGGUUUCCGAAUAAGUUUCCUUGAACUAAAUAUAAUUAUAUCGCCUAAACAAACCAUUCAAUAUCAUCAUUUACUUCAUUGGAAUUGUUUAGAAUACACUUGUUUGUUUGUUUUGUUUUUUGGGGCUUUUUUGAGAGGGGAAGCUGUCUCAUCCUCCAGAAAUGUAUCUAUGGCUCAUAAAUGUCAGUUUGUAUUUGUGUUUUCCCAACAGAGCUUGUUCAUAAUGAAAAGUAAAAACAAUGCUGUCGCUGAACUGUAACAUAGAUGCAAGACCGUGACCCUCCAGUGGAGGGAGUCAGCUAUUACUCCUAAGAAAACAUGAAGAUCUAAGAAACAUGAGUUUUUAUUUGACAAUAUGGCUCCUGUCGUCGAGUCAGCUACAAUUAAGAGCCAACUUGAACUUGAUUUGGUAUACAUCAGUCUCUGCUGAUACUUGAAAUUACAUAUUUAUGAAAUAUAACACUAUUAGCAGAGUAUUCAUUUCUAGCAAUAAUGCAGUAUUAUAGAUUUUCCCCGUCAUUGUCUUAUCAGAUAUAGUCUAGUUUUGUCUGCUUAGAUUAAAAAAUAUGAAAAAAAUGAAAUAUUUCUGGUGCCCUGCUCUGAAUCUCUUCUCAUAUUAAAGUUGAAUUUAUUUAAUGAAUGUAGUAAAGGUUAAAGUUUUUUGGAAAUGUAUUAAUUUACCCAAAGAUUCUACUUACAUACUUACACCGGACUUCCAGAUCUAUGCAUGCGAUUAUAUUAUGUUAAAUCAUUUCAAAUGCAAACUAAAAAAACAUCACAUUAAAAUCUCACCACAAUACUAUGUUUUUUUCCGUAGGAAUUGUUUAGUGGUUUACCUUUUAACAGGCUGGGGUCAUUGUAACCUCCAUUCUGUGGUCUGUGUGCCACCCACAAAUACAGUUAAGCCCUGAGGGCUUUAUCAUCUCUGUGAUUUUUAUCUGUCAUCCACAGCCAGUGAGUUUGACCACCUUGUCAGGUGAACACCCUUUUCACUGAGGUGCUAACACAAAAAGCCCCAGGGUUACAGAGCUUUGACACCACGAUGAUACCAGCUGAUGCAAGAAUCUUUGGGUCUCUGUUGUUUCACAAAAUGUUGUUUUUCUGUGCAAAAUGUAAAAAUACUACAUGUUCCUCCCAACUGUCACUGUCAAUUCAUCAAGUGCUGAUUACAUUUAGUUUUUAGUGUAAUGUCUUUAAAAUCUCUUCAGGCCAGAUUGCAGAAUGAAUCAGUUGGCAUUAGACUAUUGAAACAGCACAUUUAUGCAAGUGAGGAAGUGCAAACAGAUGAACAAAUGAAAGCCUGUUUUCCUUAUGGAUGUCUGAUGAAUGUUUGUAUGAUUAAAUUAUCACUUAAAACUUGAAA